UCCGCGGGCCGCCUACAAGCCAUCCUCGUAAAACUAGUUUCGGACCCUCCAAGUUGAUAUUCUCUAGCACUCACCUGUCUCGUGAUUGAUUGAUCGUCUCAUCACGGCAACAUGCAGCACCAUCUACUUGUGGCUGCAGCGGUAGCUUCGCUCUUCAGCUCAGUUAUCGCAGGAGGACAAUACGCGCCCACGGUCUGGACAACGAGUGGUGCUCUCAUCGGCCAUCAAGCGUCCAACAGGUCCUAUGUGACGGAAUUCCUGGGCAUUCGCUAUGCCGAAGCCCCUGUGGGGGAGCUGCGGUUUGCGGCGCCCAAGAAGUAUGUGGCAUCAAAGGGAACCGUCUUUGAGGCCUCCGAAUGGUCAGCCGACUGUCCUGCAAACAAGCCACCAGUGAGCGCCUUCCCAAACUUCACACAGCCAUCCGGCUUGCGUGUUUGGAAGAACUUCGCGGCGCAAAACAGCAACCCCGUGUCCGAGGACUGCUUGAAGCUAAAUGUCUGGACAAAGCACCCCGGUGACACGACGGCGAGGAAGCCCGUGCUGGUGUUCCUCCACGGUGGACGAUUCCAAAUUCCAGGACCUCAUAGUCCCUUCUACAGCGGUCAAUAUCUGUCUGAUGCCGAGGACGUAGUUGUUGUCACACCCAAUUACCGCCUAGGAAUCUUUGGCUUCGCUGGGGCCCCAGGCGUUGAAGCAAAUGCAGCACUGCGCGACCACCGUGCGGCUGUCGAAUGGGUACGCGACAACAUCGCAGGCUUUGGCGGCGAUGCGUCGCGCAUUGUCGUCUUCGGUCAGAGUGCUGGUGGCGCCUCUGUCGAUUACUGGUCUUUCGCCCACAAGAAGGAUCCCAUCGUCUCUGGCCUUAUCCCCAUGUCUGGAACCUCCCUAAGCUUCCUCCCCAAUACUAAGGAGUAUUCUCAAUCGCUGUGGUAUAAUGUGUCCCAGACCGUUGGCUGCGGUGGUCCCAACGACGACUCCACUGCGGUACUUUCUUGCGUCCGUUCCAAGAAUGCAUCGGUUCUUCUGGCUGCGGCUGCCCGAGUGCCGCCACUGCCCACUCUAGCUCUAUCGCAAGCGACCUUUCACCCAACCAUCGACAACGUCACGGUCUUUGCAGACUACGAGCAGUUGUCGGCUUCUGGCGCCUUCGCCAAGAUCCCAUUGCUGGCUGGCAAUGCUGACCAUGAAGAUGGUUGGUACCGAAUCGCUGGAUGGGGCGCCAAGCUCAACUUCACAAACGCUCAAUGGGAUCUCUUUACCCAGCGCGCCUUUACCUGCCCAACUGCCUAUUCGACCAAUUACAGAGUCCAGUAUGGAGUACCGACGUGGCGCUAUAGAUACCACGGUGACUGGGACAAUCUUCGCCUUUACAAUGGAUCUGCAGGUCUUGGACCCAGAGGUAGCGCCGCUUACCAUGGCUCUGAUCUGAACAUGGUGUUUGGCACCGCUGAAGAUGUCUCAGGCCUCAAGAACACGCCUGCUGAAGAUGCUACAAUCAGGUACAUUCAAGGCGCGUGGGCUGCGUUUGCCAGGGACUCUAGAUUUGGCCUGACGAGGUACGGAUGGCCAGCGUACAAGAACAGUGGCAAAUCUCUCGUGCAGUUGGCGUAUAACAACGACCCAAGGCCGAACUUUGUCGAUCCGGCAGUAUACGAUGCGGCGUGCCCCGCAAAGAACGAUCCUUUGCCUGGACGAGGUGCCUUCUAGAAACAAUGAUGCAUUGUAUGUAAGAUUAGCCAAUAGUCAAUGCACAACCUGGCGCGAGCAGACCUUUCCAUGUCUCUCGUUGUCAUGCAUUGAUAUCAUUCCAACAUGCUAGA
Cucurbitaria berberidis CBS 394.84 is the source of this 1820-nucleotide messenger RNA. RefSeq names its product cholinesterase precursor. Bases 112 to 1707 code for a protein of 531 amino acids. The transcript has 6 exons. The record is from RefSeq and is a predicted model, not a curated record. NCBI's taxonomy places the organism in Eukaryota, Fungi, Ascomycota, Dothideomycetes, Pleosporales, Cucurbitariaceae.